UUCUGCCACAGCAUAGUGCUAAGUGGAUAGCUGCUGACCUAUAGAUGCUUGCUAAUGCUGUCAUCUCCGGGACUGCUUCUGCUAUAAUGCAACUGUCUCCUCUUCUGCCAUGUUAACUUACGGGUUCUUUGGGGAAGAACAUGAGUGGGGAAGAAAUAAGUCACAGCCCUGUUCAUGAAUAAGAAUGAUGUUCACUGGAGAAGUUCUUUCAGUGGGAAAAAUGUCGAUAUUCAGUUUCAUCCUUGUCACCACUGCUCUGGUAAUGAGCGGGGAGAUCUGGGCGCUGGAGGACUGUUUCCAAGAGCAGGAGCGGCUCAGAGCCCAGGUGCACAUGCUCGAGACCCGUGUCAAACAGCAACAGGUCAGGAUCGCACAGCUCUUGCAUGAGAAGGAAGUCCAGUUCCUAGAUAAAGGAGAGGAAAAUAACGUCAUUGACCUUGGAAGCAAGAGACAAUAUGCAGAUUGUUCAGAAAUUUUCAAUGAUGGAUAUAAGCGCAGUGGAUUUUACAAAAUCAAGCCUCUCCAGAGCCCAGCAGAAUUUUCUGUUUAUUGUGACAUGUCUGAUGGAGGAGGAUGGACUGUAAUUCAGAGACGAUCUGAUGGUAGUGAAAACUUUAAUAGAGGCUGGAAUGACUAUGAAAAUGGUUUUGGAAAUUUUGUCCAACCAAAUGGUGAAUAUUGGCUUGGUAAUAAAAAUCUCCACUUCUUGACAACACAAGGUGACUACACUUUAAAAAUUGACCUUUCAGAUUUUGAAAAAAACAGUCGUUAUGCACAAUACAAAAAUUUCAAAGUUGGAAAUGAAAAGAAUUCCUAUGAGUUGGAUAUAGGGGAAUACUCUGGAACAGCUGGAGAUGCCUUUACAGGGAAUUUUAACCCUGAGGUGCAAUGGUGGGGGAGUCACCAGAGAAUGAAAUUCAGCACAUGGGACAGAGAUAAUGACAACUAUGAAGGGAACUGUGCAGAAGAAGAUCAGUCUGGCUGGUGGUUUAACAGGUGUCACUCUGCAAACCUCAAUGGUUUAUACUACACAGGUGCCUACAAAGCUACCACCGACAAUGGCAUUGUCUGGCACACCUGGCUUGGAUGGUGGUAUUCUCUGAAAUCUGUCAUUAUGAAAAUUAGGCCAAAUGAUUUUAUUCCAAAUAUUGUUUAAUUGUACCUGUUGGGCUUCCAUUUAUGCAGUUCACCUUGGUUUAAAUUAAUAUGAAACAAACUAUUCUGAAUACAUAAAUGUAUAAUGGUGACAAUUGUUAUGUGGACUACUUUUCAUUCUUAUUUACCUUUAUUACUUAAAGUACUUUCAAGACAGAAAAUAUGUGAUAGUCACCAAAUACAUGUAAAUUUUGUUA
Molecule: messenger RNA, 1352 nt
Organism: Talpa occidentalis (Iberian mole)
Lineage: Eukaryota; Metazoa; Chordata; Mammalia; Eulipotyphla; Talpidae
Gene: FGL1
Product: fibrinogen like 1
Exons: 8
Coding region: 185-1156 (323 amino acids)
Biological process (GO): negative regulation of T cell activation; regulation of immune response
Source: RefSeq, a predicted model, not a curated record